Ostrinia furnacalis (Asian corn borer) is the source of this 668-nucleotide messenger RNA. RefSeq names its product ribosomal protein L18A (gene RpL18A). Gene Ontology annotation, biological process: translation. Gene Ontology annotation, molecular function: structural constituent of ribosome. The coding region runs from base 87 to 620 and encodes 177 amino acids. The record is from RefSeq and is a predicted model, not a curated record. Gene Ontology annotation, cellular component: ribosome. NCBI's taxonomy places the organism in Eukaryota, Metazoa, Arthropoda, Insecta, Lepidoptera, Crambidae. The transcript is spliced from 4 exons.
UUGUGGCAACACUGUCAUACGCCAUCUUUCUUUCGCGUAAGUGUUCCGCUUCCGUUGACAGUUCUUUCAGGCUAAAACCUCCAAAAAUGAAGGCGAAAGGAGAGUUGAAGGAAUAUGAAGUCAUUGGGCGCAAGCUCCCUUCGGAGAGCGAGCCAAAGCCGCCUCUAUACAAAAUGAGGAUAUUCUCGCCUGACCCCAUUGUGGCCAAGUCCCGUUUCUGGUACUUCCUUCGGCAGUUGAAGAAGUUCAAGAAGACCACCGGCGAAAUCGUGUCCAUCAAGGAAAUCCCAGAGAAGAGCCCAGUCAAGAUCAAGAACUUCGGUAUCUGGCUCCGUUACGAGUCCCGAUCUGGCGUCCACAACAUGUACCGCGAAUACCGCGACCUCAGCGUCGGCGGCGCCGUCACACAGUGCUACCGCGACAUGGGAGCCAGGCACAGAGCUCGUGCUCACUCAAUUCAGAUUAUCAAAGUGGAGGUGAUCAAGGCGUCCGCGUGCCGCCGGCCCCAGGUCAAACAGUUCCACGCCAGCGCGAUCAAGUUCCCUCUGCCCAAGCGUGUGCACCACCACAAGCGCCUCAAUACCUUCGCGUACAAGAGGCCAAGCACAUACUUCCUGUAAUCUUACUGUAUGCUACCAUAAUAAAAUCCAUGUGACGUGGAAACAAAU